Molecule: messenger RNA, 2724 nt
Organism: Meloidogyne enterolobii
Lineage: Eukaryota; Metazoa; Nematoda; Chromadorea; Rhabditida; Meloidogynidae
Source: the annotation of a GenBank genome assembly
AUGUGUUCAACUUCGUCAAUGUCUUCUUCUUCUCCAAAAACCUGUCAAAAAAUACCUACAAAAAUUUCAUCAAAAAUUAAUUUUAAUAAUGAAAAUAAUGAAAAUAAAAUUAGUAUUUCUUCUCCCGUCUCAGAUUCAUCUUCUCCCUCAACAAUAGAUGGACUUAAUACUUUAUUUGAUAAUUAUUCCUUAAUUCCAAGAGAACAAUUAAUUGUUAAAGAACAAUUGGGGAUUGGAACCUAUGGUGCAGUCUUUAAAGGUCUUUGGGAACGUCCAGAUGGGCGUACUUUAUCUGUUGCAAUGAAAAAAGUAUUUAUGCUUGAAAAAGAAGUAGAAAUACUUUCACAAAUUAGACAUAGAAAUAUUAUUCAACUUUAUGGCGUUAGUCAAGCAAAUCCAGAUUUUUAUAUUGUUACAGAAUAUGCUGAAAUGGGCAGUUUAUAUGAACAUUUGCACAACACAAACGAACAUUUAAGUGUUGAGAGAAGAAUUAAAUGGGCAAAACAGAUAGCACGUGGAGUAGCUUAUUUACAUUAUGAUGCCCCAAUAACGGUUAUUCAUCGUGAUUUAAAAUCAAAAAAUGUGGUUAUUGGCUGUUUGGGAAAUAAAAAUUCUCCUCAAUGUAAAAUUUGUGAUUUUGGAACGUCAAAAGAUUUAACAAGUUCGUGGACAGCGCCGAGUUGGGGUGGAACAGCUGCUUGGAUGUCCCCAGAAAUUAUAUCACAAAGAGAGGGAAUUACUACAGCAACAGAUGUUUGGUCUUUUGCUGUUGUUUUGUGGGAACUUUUUUCUAGACAAGUUCCAUAUAAUGGAUUGACUGAAUUUAAAAUUUAUUCAAUAAUUUCUCAACACGGUGUUAGACUUUGUAUUCCUGAUACUUGUCCAGAACCUUUAGCUGAUUUACUUGAAAGAUGUUGGAGACAAUCAUCCAAAGAUAGACCUGAAAUGCGUUAUGUUCUUGGUGUCUUGGAAAGAUUAAGUCAAGAUAAAGAUUUACGUGCAGAAUGUGCUCAAUUAAUAGAUCAAGGAAAUGGAGAAUGGAAUGAAAGAAUACAAGAACAAUUAAAUGAAUUGGAUAAAUUAAAGUUAGAUUUAGCUAGGCAAAUGGAGGAUUUGAAAAGAAGAGAACAGGCAUUACGUAAAAGGGAAAAUAGCCAUCGAAAUUUUUUACAUAUGAAUGUAGAAAAUGUUUGUGAAUGGAAUGAAGAUUGUGUAUGUGAAUGGGUACAGAAUAUUGCUGCAGCAGCUUCUUCCGAUUUUCCGGAAUCUACUGUUGAUAAAAUAAUUUCAUCUGUUCUCCAAUAUGGAAUUAAUGGACCUAGAUUGAUGGAAAUAACUGAAAAAGAUUUGGAAAGUCUUGGCAUUGAACCCGUAGCCGUUAGACGUUAUAUUAUAUUAAAAUUAGAUGAAUUAAGAGCAAUGAAUGUUCAAUUAUGUAAUUAUCCUUGUUCAAUAGAAUCCCCACAAUUAAAUUUAAAUAAUUCUGAACAAAACAAGAAUUGUUGUCAAUGUAGUCCACAAACUUCAUCAAAAAAUAUUGAAUGGAAAAAUAAAAAUGAAGAAAUUGAAUGUUCUAUACUUUUACAUGUUGGUAUGUAUAGUAGAACAUUAGAAAUGACAAAAACAAAUAAAAACAAUACAAUUAUUGGGAAAGGAAAUAAUAAUGAUAUUUAUAGAUUUAAGAUUUUUUUGGAUAGUGAUUGGGAAAUACAGCCACCUACAACAACAAAUAAUUUAUUAAAUAAUCAAGAAUCAGCUACAUUUAUUAAAGAAGUUAAAAUUUUAAUGUAUUCUGCUGACCGUUCGAUAUUUCUUGGUCCAAUUCAAUGUAUUUGCCCGCCUUUUGGUUAUUUAGAAUGGGCACAAAUUAGCCGUGAUCAACAAUAUAAAAAAUUGCCGUUAACACUUACUUUGACUGUUAGCUAUACAGACCAAGUUAUCAGACCUAAAAACACACAAAUCCAAAUUCGUCUGUCAGAUUUAAGUGGAGGACCACGUACUUUAUGUUCAAAAAAAGUUAAAUUAUUUUUAUUACCCCAACAAACAAAUACUUCUUUAUAUAGAAUAAGUUAUUCUUUAUUAAAGAAAAAUAAAGAAAAAUUUAGAAGAAAUUCUGUUGAAGGUUUUGAAGGAAUUAAUAAUAAAGAAGAUGAUGAAUCUAGCAGUAUUUCUCCAAUAAGAAGAAGAAGAAUAAAAAAUAAUAAUAAUUGUUUUAGUACUUCAAGUUUAUUAUUAAAUCAUUCACCAAUCUGGGCAGAUUUAUCAGCAAAUAUAAGAAAUUCAAAUAAUUCUUUAACAUUCCCUAAUUUAUUUAAAAAACCAACGGAACAACAAAUAAAUAACCGUUCUAUAUCUAAUGAUGAAAAUAAAAAUAUUAAUUAUUGUUGUUGUUAUAAAGAAAAGACAUCAGCAAUAAAGAUUAAUAAUGAUGUUAAAAUAAAUAGUGGUGAAAGAGGAAAAGAAUUAUUAAUUAAUUUAAGAAAUAGAUGUUUAUCUGAGACAGAUACAAUUAAUUGUGAUAAUCAACAACAACAACAACAAAACCCACAAAUAUCUAAAAUUCUAAUUAAUAAAAAUCCAAAUUUUUUUAUAUCAACACCUCCAUUAAUACAAUCUGGACUUUCAAUAAAUUCAUCUUCUUCUUCCUCCUCUUCCUCAUCUUUUUCUAAUCAACCAAAUUCUCCAGAUGUUUCACCAUUGCCGACAGAUUUGUAUUUAAAUUAA